This is a messenger RNA of Passer montanus (Eurasian tree sparrow), 442 nucleotides long. It is a transcript of the gene BANF1, whose product is annotated as BAF nuclear assembly factor 1. The coding region runs from base 124 to 396 and encodes 90 amino acids. Gene Ontology annotation, molecular function: DNA binding. The transcript is spliced from 3 exons. The record is from RefSeq and is a predicted model, not a curated record. Lineage: Eukaryota; Metazoa; Chordata; Aves; Passeriformes; Passeridae.
UGGUUUCGGCGCGCGCCGCCGGAAGUGGCGUCAGCACGGCGCGCCGCCGGAUGUGACGUCAGUGCGUAGCGGCAGCGGGCUGAGGCGGGAGCGGCGGUUGGAGCGGCCCGAGGGGACGGCGCCAUGUCCUCGACGUCACAGAAGCACCGGGACUUCGUGGCGGAGCCGAUGGGGGAGAAGCCGGUGGGGACCUUGGCCGGGAUCGGGGACGUGCUGGGCAGGAAACUGGAGGAGAAGGGCUUCGACAAGGCGUACGUGGUGCUGGGGCAGUUCCUGGUGCUGCGCAAGGACGAGGAGCUGUUCCGGGAGUGGCUCAAGGAGACGUGCGGGGCCAACGCCAAACAGAGCCGCGACUGCUCGGGCUGCCUGCGCGAGUGGUGCGACGCCUUCCUCUGAGCCCCCUCCCCAAAAUCGGCCCCCCCGAGCCCCUCGGCCCGGCUCC